Messenger RNA from Egretta garzetta (little egret), 1899 nucleotides. RefSeq names its product 2-hydroxyacylsphingosine 1-beta-galactosyltransferase. NCBI's taxonomy places the organism in Eukaryota, Metazoa, Chordata, Aves, Pelecaniformes, Ardeidae. Bases 1 to 1596 code for a protein of 531 amino acids. The record is from RefSeq and is a predicted model, not a curated record. Gene Ontology annotation, molecular function: UDP-glycosyltransferase activity. The transcript has 5 exons.
AUGAAGAUGAUGGCGCUACCAUGCCCUGCUGCUCUUCUCUUGCUAAUGGCUGCAUUCACUCUGGAGCCGUCUCACUGUGCCAAGGUGCUGAUCAUGCCCACCAUAGUCUUUGACAGCCACUUGCGAGUCUUCAUACGAGUGGCAGAGGCACUGACUGACCGGGGCCAUGACCCUGUGCUACUUCUUCAUGAGGGCCGGGAUGUGGAAGCCUACCUGCCUGGCUUCCGUGUGCAGAGGUACUGGGGUAUCUUCAGCACCGAGAGCGCAGAUGCCUGGGUGCAGGAGAAGAUAAAGCGGGUCUUCCAAGGGAAGAUGACCUCUCUGGAGGUGUUUUCCUUUCUGGAGAAGUACCUGGAAAACUGUGACCUGGUGCUGGGAAACUCUACCCUUCUGCAGAAACUUCAGCACGAGCAAUUUGACCUGCUGUUGGUGGACCCCAAUGAGAUGUGUGGCUUUAUCCUGGCCCACAUCCUCCAUGUCAAAUAUGCUGUGAUCUCCACUGGUUUCUGGUUCCCAGCAGAGAUUGGUGCCACUUCCCCCAUUGCCUAUGUCCCCGAGUUCAACUCCCUGAUGACAGACAGGAUGGGCUUCUUUGGUAGGACUUGGAAUCUCCUAGUCUACAUGAUCACUCGCGUGGCUACAAAGCUGGUCAUCCUGCCCAAGUUUGAACGUCUCAUGGAGAAGCAUAAGGUGGAGCCCAAGACAUCCAUGUUGGCCCUUGUCCAUGGAGCUAGUCUCUUCUUCCUCUGUAACGAUGUGGUUUUGGACUUUCCCCGUCCGACGCUCCCUCAUGUCAUUUUCACAGGGGGGAUCCUUGCUGAGCCUGCAAAACCCCUUCCAGUGGGUCUGCGCCUCUGGGUGGAAGCAGCAGAUGCGGGUGUUGUUGUUGUCUCCUUUGGCAUCGGGAUCCGAGCUCUUCCAAGUGAUUUGGUGGAGAAGAUGGCUGGCGCAUUCGCUCGCCUCCCACAGAGGGUGGUGUGGAGAUACUUUGGGCAGAAGCCAAGAAACCUGGGUGAGAAUACCCUGAUGAUGGGGUGGCUGCCCCAGAACGACCUGCUAGGCCAUCCCAACGUGAAAGCCUUCGUCAGCCACUGCGGGAUGAAUGGCGUAUUUGAGGCAAUCUAUCACGGUGUGCCAGUGGUGGGACUCCCUUUCUAUGGGGAUCAAUUUGACAUCAUGACCAGGGUGCAGGCGAAGGGCAUGGGUAUCCUCAUGGACUGGAGCAGUGUAAAAGAAGAGGAUCUUUACCAGGCGGUUGCCACAGUUAUCUCUGACCCCAGCUACAGAAAAGCAGCCAAGCUCAUCUCGGCUCUGCACCUGGACAGGCCGAUGCACGCUCUCAAUAGGACAGUGUAUUGGCUGGAGUACAUCCUUCGUCACGACGGGGCACCGUAUCUUCGCCCUGCUGUCUACGACCUCUCCUUAUACGAGUACUUCUGCCUGGACAUCUUGGCUCUUCUCCUGCUGUGCCUGGCUGGUAUUGGAUUCCUUCUCUACAAAUCUGUGGUGUGGUGCAGAAGGAAGGGGGCCAUCCCCGUGUAUCAGAACGGCAAUUGCAUGAAAGGCCACUUCACAGAAGAGAAGAAAUUGCAGUAGUGGCUCAGCAUGUUGCAGGGCACAUCCCGUCACUGUGAAACGAACUGCUGCUGUGCCAAGAAAUGUACGGCACACAGGCACGGAGAGAGGUGAAAGAUCAGCAGGUCUGGGUGAGAAGAGAAUGGGGAGGGAGGAGUGUUGCAAAGUCCUGCAUGCACACCUCUGUGUACAGCACCUGUGGGCGGGGACGCGAAUUUGGGCAUGGGUGGAAGCACUUGGCGAGGACGCUGGGAAUGGGGCAUGGGUAGGCAGACUUCCAGGGAGGAGUGCAAGUUGUUCCCUUUUUAUUGCACGUUGGUUUAG